CUCAACGCAACCGAAAACGGUACUCGAGUGACAGUCGUCGACCGGUCAACACGCGUUUCUUCAGUGUGCUCUGUGAAAUUUUCUGAUUCCGGAUCCUAAAUCCUAGUGAAAGUUUUAUUGAACUUGUUCAGUGUUCUAUCGUUCCAAACUCGCUGCAAAAUGGUGUACAUUGUUAAGGAUGCUGCUGACUUCGACAGCAAGCUGGAAUCUGCCGGCGACAAGCUCGUCGUGGUGGACUUUUUCGCCACCUGGUGCGGCCCCUGCAAGGUGAUUGCCCCCAAGCUGGAGGAAUUCCAGAACAAGUACGCCGAGAAGGUGCUCAUCAUCAAGGUCGACGUGGACGAGUGCGAAGAUCUGGCCGCCAAGUACGAAAUCUCCAGUAUGCCCACCUUCCUGUUCAUCAAGGGCAAGAAAGUCGUGUACCAGUUCUCCGGUGCCAACGACCAGAAGCUGGAGAUGUACAUCUUGAAGCACGCCUAGUAAGCGCUUGGGCCAACGUUCACCCGUUCGUAUUUAAUGCAUUACAUUUAAAGCAAAAAGAGCACAUACACGAAUAGGCCUUCUUAGGAACAAAAUAUAAACUUGUUAGGCAUCCGAGACGAUUUAGCUCAGGUAAGAGAGUGUAAUCUGAUUUUGUUAUUUUUCGCAUUAGUUAACGCUCGAAGAUUCUUUGGAAACUGUAGUAUGUUGUCUCACGCUUUUCAAAUUACCACGAACCAGUGCGUGUUUGUCAUCUUCUCUGUUACCACACGUGAUGUUUGAUAAGCUUGCGGUUAUGAUUGAUUUUAACCAAUUUGUGAAGAGAUAUAAAUCAUCACCGCGCCUGCUUGCGGGCGUGUUAUAUUGUAAUUGUACUACAUACUGUGCAGUUAGAAAAACGCUUUAUACCGAAUAGAGAUUGAUGCCGUUAGAAUCGUGAAGGAAAUAAACUGCAAUUCCGUGUCGAAAUGUGGAA
Messenger RNA from Aedes aegypti (yellow fever mosquito), 955 nucleotides. It is a transcript of the gene Trx2, whose product is annotated as thioredoxin-2. Gene Ontology annotation, molecular function: protein-disulfide reductase activity. Bases 160 to 480 code for a protein of 106 amino acids. The record is from RefSeq and is a predicted model, not a curated record. Lineage: Eukaryota; Metazoa; Arthropoda; Insecta; Diptera; Culicidae. The transcript has 2 exons.